AUGCUCUCUUCUUCCACGGCAGUACUACUGAGCAAACUACGAUCUCUUCUCUCUCUCUCUCUCAUGUCUUGGUUGAACUUGAGGCGGCUUUCGCUGGCUAGAAAGGUAUGGAAGGUCUUCACCACCAAGCUCCAAAGGAACCUGAACAAGCUUAACAGAUCCAAACUCACCAAGAAACCAAAGAACCCGAUCAACAAUACAAGCAAAACAGUUUUCUGGCCUUUCACAUCCCAUAAAUCCCAACUUAGACGUCAAAUAGGGACCUUCCAACCAGCCCAUACACUUGGCUACCACCAUCACGGUUAUCUCCUCCAAAAGAGAUCUAAGCCUGUAUACAUCGAUCAGCUUUUUGUAGAACCUGUACCAGCGGUGAACGAGACCACAGCAAGCAAAGCAGCUAUAGACAAUUGUUCGACAAGUGCAAAUAAAAUCAAGCUCAUUAAUCAGCAAACUGCAGAGGAAGAUGAUAAUAUUGAAAAGAACCGUUCAGCAGAUGAAUUAUGGGAAUCAUUGAUGUUGGCAUCACCACAAAUGCACGGAAUCAACGAGAGAGCUGAGGAGUUUAUUGCUAGAUUCCGGGCAGAGAUGCAGCUUCAGGAGAUGUUGAACCGUCACUUGUAG
Molecule: messenger RNA, 621 nt
Organism: Ilex paraguariensis (yerba mate)
Lineage: Eukaryota; Viridiplantae; Streptophyta; Magnoliopsida; Aquifoliales; Aquifoliaceae
Source: the annotation of a GenBank genome assembly